Jatropha curcas is the source of this 1645-nucleotide messenger RNA. RefSeq names its product rRNA processing protein-like protein. The record is from RefSeq and is a predicted model, not a curated record. Lineage: Eukaryota; Viridiplantae; Streptophyta; Magnoliopsida; Malpighiales; Euphorbiaceae. Gene Ontology annotation, cellular component: nucleolus; nucleus.
UGUCUCGGAGCCCACGGUUCUUUUUUACUUUUUAGGGUUUUGACAUCGUAAAACCCUGGAGAUGACGACGACGAUAAUGUUCUAAUCUAUUCAUAAUAGGAACAGGGUUGCUCCAGCAUUUGGUCUCAGUUUCUCCAAAAGGAGUAAAGCAUGGGGUCGCAAAAGCGAUCCAAAAAAACAAGAUAUAGCGACAGUGAAUCAGAAGAGUUUGAUGAUUUUGAAAAUCGGAAGCUGAUGAUGGAAGAGGAAGAAAAUUUUGAUGAUGAUGAUAUCGAAGAAGAAGAAGAAGAAGAAGAAGAAGAAGAAGAAGAAGACGAUGAUGAUGCUGAGAGUGAGAGUGAUGGAGAGGAAGAAAUUCAGAACGAUAGCGAUAAAGAUGCUGACAUGGAAGACCUUGAGAAAGAGUAUACUCAUCUUCGCAACCAAGAGCAAGAUAUAUUGAAGAAUCUCAAACGCUAUAAGGAUGAGGAUGUUCUUAAAGGUCAAGCAGUGAGGAACCAAAAGGCUCUCUGGGACAAAACUCUUGAGUUUAGAUUCUUACUUCAGAAAGCAUUUUCAAGUUCAAAUAGAUUGCCACAGGAACCAGUUAGGUCUUCAUUUUGUGAUUUAGAUGGAGGAGUUGGCACAACUUAUGCUGAUGUGAUUGCCUCAUCCAAGAAGACAUUGGAAUCUAUAUUGGAAUUGCAGGAGGCUUUGCUUGAGAAGAAUCCAUCUGUUUCUCAAUCUUCCAAUGGUAAUUCUGGACACUCUGCAAAGAAGCUUUCAAAAGAUUCUAAGAACUCGGAUAUGGAAAGUGAUGAAGAAUGGUCACGAGUUUCUGAAAUGCACAGGAGAAUAGCUCCUUUUAGAGACAAAUCAAUUGAUAAAUGGCAAAGAAAGGCACAGGUGACUACUGGUGCUGCUGCUAUUAAGGGAAAAUUUCAGGCUUUUAAUCAGAACAUAAGUGAACAAGUUGCUUCUUAUAUGAGGGAUCCAAGCAGAAUGCUGAAGCAAAUGCAACAAAGCAGAUCAACAAUCAGCGUAUUUGGAACUGUUGUUGAGCCGCUUGGAGAUACCAGUGGAGAGGAAGCAAGGCUUGAUGGUGAUCCUGAGCUUCUUGAUGACACCGAAUUUUAUCAGCAAUUACUAAAGGAAUUUUUUGAGACAACUGAUCCCACAUCCUCUGAGACUGCUUUUUAUGCUCUGAAAAGAUUGCAAAAGAAGAAGAGAAAGAUCGUUGAUCGCAGAGCCUCAAAGAGUCGCAAGAUCAGGUACAAUGUCCAUGAGAAGAUUGUAAAUUUCAUGGCUCCUCAACCCAUGAACAUUCCUCCUAUGGCCCCCAAAUUAUUUGAGAAUUUGUUUGGACUCAAGACCCAAAGACAUGCAUCGGCAGUUUAAUUUGAAGCCCAUACUUUCCUUUGUGAGGGACAAUGUUGUAAAAAUGGGGAAGAACAAUUGAUGCAGUUACUAUUCUCAUGAUAGUCAUUUUUUGACAGUUCAAAUUUUAAAGCAAGCAAGCAUACUUGCUUUAAAGCAGAAUCAACCUUUUUCAUUUUUCACCUUGAAGUUGUGUUCUGACAUCUGUGCGUGAGAAAGAAAACCUCAACGCCAUGCUCCUACCUGGAUUUGUUUUCUUUGAACUUUACACAUUGAUCACUUGGACUCA